AUGGCUUCCAGUGGGCCAAGUAAUCCAGGAUGGUUCACAUCGUUGCUUCCCGCUGUUAUUGCGAAUACAAGAAGAUCCCGGCCUGAUAUUAACGCCAGACCGAUCGUCUACCUCAAGGUACCGGACAUCAGUUUUAUAUCGCAGGCACAGGGGGGAAGUGUGGUUGAAGCUACUGUCUCGAGGAACGGUGGCCCAUCCCGUCGGGACAGCGACGAGGCUCUAUGUGGCCUCGCAGGUGGCAUGAGUUCUCUCGACCUGAUCGAUCCCGAUAGCAUCUGCCCCAAGUCCCUGGCUCCAGUAGCCAAUCUGAAGCCUCAUAACCUCAACCCCGCUUCAGAGUCUUCCCAUGGACCUAUCCACUUCCACCGCAAACCACGUGGGCCAAUCCAAGACCACAAAAGCCUCUCAACCCCUUCGCCUCUCACCCCAUCACCACGAAAGUACACCCUAUCCUUGCCACCCGCACGCACCGACCCGGCAGAUCCACAUGCGCAUCUACUACCUGGGUUGCCUAUGCCCGUCAGCCCUGAGACGCUCAGAUAUAUAAUGCAAAUCUGGGCCCAGGACACAGCUUGGUGCGCUGAAGCAGCGUGGCGGGAGGAGUAUAACCCGUUCCCCACCAUCCAUCUCCGCGAGGGCUGGAAUCUCGCUCGCUGCCAGGGCAUUUUGUGGCAUCUCUACCACACCAUCUACGACGGAGACGGUAUCCUCGGGAGCAUGGAACACGAGGUAUCCGCCCGCCAGAGCCUCGCGCGCUUCAGUUUCUGGGCGCAACGCGAGCCGAUGCAAUUUGACGAGGCCGACGACGAGGAUCUCGGAGGCGGAAAUGGAUGGCUCAAGAUGUUCGCGAUGGUUUUCAAGGGCAAGGAGGGGCAGGGGAUGUGCUGGGCGCGGGAGCCCGGUAGCUGGCGAGCAGCGAGGGCGGGCCUGCUGACGUGUUGUCGGGGAGUCGACUUCCUGGCGGACGUCGAGCAGUGGGGGGGCAGUAUUCUGGGGCGGGUACAGGUUUGGAAGGAAAGUAACGAGGGCUGGCGGGAUGUGCAGGAGGCGCGGAGGAAGAAGAGGCGGAAGUUGGAGUCGGAGUCGGAAUUGAGGAACCAGCCGAGCGAUUGGACGCGCCCUGACGACGACGAGGAGCGACGGAAGAGAGUCAGACGCGAAGGGCCCGCGCCUGCGAAGGUUUGGAGUGAGGGAUGGAGGAGGAGGAGGCGAGAACAGGAGAAGAAGGCUGGGAGGUGGCUGGAUGGCACGGCGAGGCAGAAUCAGAUAUGGGCCGAAUUCUACUGGGUACUCAAUUGCGAGGAUCCUCGGGCCAUCCACUGCAUGACCUGGCCGAGCGAAUACCAACUGGGCAAUGGAGACAUGGCACAUAGUUGGGGGGAAUACGCAUGA
This is a messenger RNA of Drepanopeziza brunnea f. sp. 'multigermtubi' MB_m1, 1392 nucleotides long. The record is from RefSeq and is a predicted model, not a curated record. NCBI's taxonomy places the organism in Eukaryota, Fungi, Ascomycota, Leotiomycetes, Helotiales, Drepanopezizaceae.